CAUUAGCGCAUUGCGCACCCUGAUCAUUGUAGCGCACAGGCUAGAUCGAUGUGCUUUCUGCACACCCCACCAUAUGAACUGAAUUGCCCGUUCUUGUUCGAUUGAUCCGAUUAUUCGAAGACGGUUACCGAUAGCGGGUUCGUGACCGACGUCGUGAGUUGGUGCCUCGAAUCUUGCGCAGCUGUGGGCGUAGAAGCCAGGCGUGGGACUAAGUUAUUUUGCAAGUUGCGACAUUCUUAGACGUGAUGGCAGCAAAUGAAUGCAUUUACUUUUAUGAAGAUGAAGUGUAUCGCAUCACAAAGAAAGGAAACCUUGAGUUUGGGAUGGUUCUUCAAAAUGCGGACGUUGAUACUGAUGAGGAAGAGUCUGGAUCAGAAGAGAUGGAAAAGGUGAAGAAUGGACACAUUCUGGUUGCCUGGCACCCACGAGGUGAAGAAAAUGUCGUCCAUGAGAAGAAGGUGGGCCUGUCGGACCGCUGUCUGAUGCCGGGCGACAUAGUGCGCCGCCUGGUGCCCGGCCAGGACACGCAGCGCGGUUACUGUCGCGCCAUCACCAUGAAGGCCACCGUCCAGGUGGUCGGCACCCGCCAGGUCAUCUACAACGUGGCCAGCGACGAGCUGACCCCCCUCGAGGAGUUCGCGCCGGACAUCGCCGUCUGCAUGGACGCCUGGGUGGGCAUCAUCAACUCCGUGACGUCGGACGUGGAGCUCCAGUUCACCGACGGCUCCGUGUGCGUGCUCACCGACGAGGAGGCGGCCGAGCUGGACGACCCCAGCGGCCGCCGGCUCACGGACUCGGAGUUCCGCGUCUGGUUCUACCCGGGUCAGAAGCUGCAGGGCCCGAUGCGCACCUUCGAGCCGGCCCGCUGGCUCACCUGCAACAAGGACACGCAGGCGCUCAAGGAGAAACGCAACAGACUGGUCAAGGUGACGGUGACGCGGUACCGGGUGACGUCACUGAACGUGCACUGGCAGUGUCGUGCCGUGACGUCAGAGGGUAGCCUGGAUCAGCCGGCCUACGUCAUCACCGGUGACGAUCUCAAACGAGUGCGCAUGUUGAAUGUCUUCGAGCCGUGUACCCUCCAGCUGGGCGACAUGAACACGUACCGACUGAGGGAGGACGACCUGGUCAUGUCGCUCGACGAGUGGAAGCGGCUGGAGAAGGACACCCUGAAGGCGGGCAAGCGGCCGACGGCGGCGCAGCCUCCGGCGGAGAUGAGCGCGCCGGUGGCUGGUGCGGCGGCGGCGGCGCCGGCGGCCAGCGCGGGUCUGCCCAACGGCGGCGAGCCGCUUGACGACGAGAUGGGCAGCGUCAGCAGCUACAGCAGCGUGGGCUCGGCAGGCAAGCGCACGCGUCGCGGUCCAUCUCUGAAAACGCACAUCAUGAAGAAGCGCAAGCUGAAACGCUCUCGACCGUGUCGGCAUCCUGUGUACGAAACGCGAAGCUUUAGUGCCGGUGACACACUUGUGGUGGAGACGGUGAAGACCGUCUCUUGGGUGACCGUCGUUUGGCAGGACGGCACAGUGGAGGAGGAGCUGCCCUCCAUCAGCCUGCACCCGUCCCAUCACCUGGACGAGCACGAGUUUUUCCCCGGUGACUACGUGGUGGAGCAGAAGACGGAGGCGGGCCCCUCCGAGUACGGCGUGGUGCAGCGGGUGGACCACGCCGGCCGCACCGCCCAGGUCAACUGGUACCAGAUCUACAUCUUCGGCAGCCAGGCGAGCCCGCAGAUCCUGCGUCGGACCGAGGCCAGCGUGUACGAUCUCUCCGACCACCCGGACUUCCGCUACCGGCCGGGCACAGUGGUGAUCAGCGUAUCGCCUCAGACGCGCCUGCCGCCGCCCUCGCCCGAGCAGGGCUCCGGCGACGAGGCGACCGCGCCGCAGCCGCAGGACGGCAGAGAACGCGAUCCGGAGCCCCAGACGAACGGGCCUGUCCCCCUGCCGGCGGCCGGCUCACCAGCGCCGCCCGGCUGCGCUCACGCCGGCCAAGUGCUCGACGUGCUGACAUCUGGCGAGGUCAAGGUGUGGUGGGCGGACGGCAGCAGCUCCAACUGCUACCCGCAAGACCUGUUCCGGGUGGGCGAGUACGACUCGGACGAGGGCGAGCUGUGGGACAACGGCGACUCGGCCGAGUCAACCGAGUCGGCCGAGUGGGAGACGCAGUCGGAGGAGUCGAUGGUGGCCGGUGACGUCGGCUCUGACCAGGAGCAGCUGCCGGACGAGAGGCUGAAGCCGAAGCUGGCCGCCAUCAUCGAGAAGAUCCGCGUGGCCAUGACGCGGCUGGAGGAGAUCUUCACGCUCAACUCGGCCCUGCAGAGUCCGCUCAUCAUGAAGCAGCUGCUGGAGAUACACAAGAACAGCAGGUUCCUGGACAAGCUGAUGGACACGUCGUUCUUCGGUGACACCCACUUCGGCGGUCUGGUUGGCCAGAUCCGCGAGCGGAGCCGGGCGUUCGCCGCGCAGCGCGAGUUUGUCCCCGUCCUCGGCUCCCACCUGGAGCUGGUGACGCUAAUGUCCUCCUAUAUCCCGCCGGAGGGAGCCGGCAUGAACGAGUGCGCCCAGUUCUGCGCCAAGCUCAAGGCUCAACUGCUGCUGGCUCAUGAGGAAGUGGUGCGUCGGUACGGCAUCUCCCUCAGCGGCGGGGCGCUGGACGGCGCCAGCCCGGCGGCGGACGACUCCGGCAUCAACGGCGACGCGCGCACCGACGGAGAGGGCGGCGAAGAUGCCGAGCUGCUGUCGCCGGACGAGGUGAAGGUCACGCCGCCGACAGACGCCGCCGGGGACGCGGCUGGAGGCGCCGCAGAAGGUCACAGUCAAGAGUUCACGACCCUGCCUUCGGUGCCGGACGCGCACAAGUUCAAGGUCAGCCUGUUCCAGCCUGUGGAACCGCCCGCCUUCAUGCGGGCCGUCCGGCGCGAGAUCCGCAUCCUGACCAGGGCCCUGCCCGACGGCAUUAUCGUCAAGGGAUUCGAGGAGCGAAUUGACCUGUACUCGGUGAUGAUCACUGGGCCGCGCCGCACCCCAUACGAGGACGGCCUGUUCUUCUUCGAGGUGCAGCUGUCGCAGGACUAUCCGCGCAGUCCGCCCAUUUUCCACUACAUCAGCUACUGCUCGGACCGGCUGAACCCGAACCUGUACGAGGACGGCAAGGUGUGCGUCUCGCUGCUGGGUACGUGGGGCGGCCGCGGAUCGGAGGUCUGGUCGUCCUCCUCCAGCCUCAUGCAGGUGCUCGUCUCCAUACAAGGUCUAAUCCUGGCGUCGGAGCCAUACUACAACGAAGCCGGCUACGAGAAACAGCGCGGCUCGCAGCAGGGCGCCGAGAACAGCCGGCUUUACAACGAAAUGGUGAUCCUGAAGCUGGUGCAGUCUCUGACAGAGAUCCUGAAGAACCCGCCGUGUGUGUUCGUAGAGGAGGUCGGAGAGCACAUGCGGACUCGCGCACACAGGCUGAUCGCGCGUCUGCGGCACUGGCUGGAGGUGUCGGAGGCGGGCGGCACACCGACGACUGCAGAAGGCAAGCCUGCCGAGUUUGACCGUCCUGACUUCCCGCUGCUGCCGGCCUCCCGCGGCUUCGGCAUCACGCUGCGUAAGGCGCUCAAGACGUUCGAACAGACGCUGCAGGAGUACGGCGUUCGGGACGGCGCCGCCCCGCAGCCGCCGCCGCCGGCCGACGCCGCCUCCAGUUAGCCUUGGUGGCGCACUAGGGCCCUUUGUAACCAAUGAUUCCACUGACGGAUUGGUGCGGCGCCCACGGCGGCGGGCGGCGGGCGCGCGCGCCGCGUGUUCUUGUGCUGUUCGGUUUGCCCCCCCCCC
Messenger RNA from Pollicipes pollicipes, 3815 nucleotides. Its product is annotated as (E3-independent) E2 ubiquitin-conjugating enzyme. The transcript has 31 exons. NCBI's taxonomy places the organism in Eukaryota, Metazoa, Arthropoda, Thecostraca, Pollicipedomorpha, Pollicipedidae. Gene Ontology annotation, molecular function: ubiquitin conjugating enzyme activity. The record is from RefSeq and is a predicted model, not a curated record. Bases 246 to 3689 code for a protein of 1147 amino acids.